AUGUGGUCGGCUGCACUCGAGCCAGGCAUCACAUCUGAGAAUGAGGAAUUGGUGAAGCAGCUUGCAAAUGAGAGUGAGUUUGAGCGGGCUGUGCGGAAGGCUACCUUAAUCAUGUAUCAGAAGCUGAACCCAAACCGAAAGAAGCAAGUCGCUGUCUCUGAAAUUCUGGAGAACGUUAGUCACAUCAAUGCCGAAGGUACCAAGGCAGAACCCGGCCCUGUCCCAAAAAUGCUGCAGAAAGAGAGGCGAGUGCUUGAGCGACUGGUCAGCAUUCAAAGUAACAAGGACAUGAUGUUAGAUGAUUUUGUUGACAUCACAAAGAAGUAUGCCAAGGGAAUGAUCCCAUCUAACUUAUUAAUGCAGGGAGAGGAUGAUGGGCUUGAAGGGAAACCACCUGAAGAUUUGCCUUUGCAGCAGAAGAUCAUGAAAUAUCCACUUCAUGCCUUAAUGGAAAUAAAGGAGCACCUAAUAGAUUUUGCCUCCAAAGCUGGAAUGCACUGGCUGCAUACUAUUAUUCCACUUCACCAUAAAGUUAAGAUACUCCCAUACCAUGGAAGGGGCCUGGCAUCACAUUUAUGCUCUAUAGCAAAAUCCACGGAAGUACAAAUUUCAAACAUAUUCUUAAACUAACCAUUCAGAAAUUGAAAAUCCAAG
Messenger RNA from Rhincodon typus (whale shark), 654 nucleotides. Its product is annotated as wolframin. Gene Ontology annotation, cellular component: endoplasmic reticulum membrane; endoplasmic reticulum. Bases 1 to 630 code for a protein of 209 amino acids. The transcript is spliced from 7 exons. Gene Ontology annotation, biological process: endoplasmic reticulum unfolded protein response; calcium ion homeostasis. The record is from RefSeq and is a predicted model, not a curated record. NCBI's taxonomy places the organism in Eukaryota, Metazoa, Chordata, Chondrichthyes, Orectolobiformes, Rhincodontidae.